GGGAGGCAGAUGCAGACUGCACGCUGCUCCCUUCAGACCCUGCUGCCACACCAGGGGAGGCCCUGGAUCAGGGGAAACCUGAGCGGGAGGAAGGACUGGGCCUACCAGGACUGCCUGCCGCCAAGUACUCAGACGAACUGGAGGAGCCAGAGCCAGGGGGAGAGCUUGCGCUGCCAGCAGCGGUCUACCCGGAGGAACUGGAGGGAUCAGAGGACGCGCAAUCGGGUAGGAAGUAGCCCAGGGACAGAACGACACUGCGUUGCUGCCAAGAAAGAGCCUGGGGAUGUUCUACAGUAUCCAAGUGAGAGAUGCCUUAGAAAUACCAUUGCUAGACAGUGUAGCUAAGAGUUUAUGAGCUGCUGGGAGUUUAUACAUCACAAACGCUCAUCAUUCUCCACCACCAAGGAAAAAGACCAUUUGGACACAUCUGUGACCAAGGGAGGAAGACGACACAGUAGAAGAGAUACCAAACAAAGUCCUGCCUCCUUAGUCAAAGGUCUUAAAGAUGACUCUUACAAGCCCUUUCCCAAACACCACAGAAUAUGACUACGUGUAUGAUGAAGGUACCUCUCCUUGCAGUGAAGGCAAUUGUUUCAGCAGGUUUAAAUCACUGUUUCUUCCAAUAGUUUACUGCCUGGUGUUUGUCUUCUGCCUAGUGGGAAAUGCCUUGGUCAUAUGUGUACUUUUGACCAGGAAGAAAGUCACCACCAUGACCGAUGUGUGCUUGUUCAACCUUGCAAUCUCUGACCUGCUCUUUGUUGUCCCCCUCCCAUUUCAAGCUCACUAUGCUUCAGAAGAAUGGACUUUCGGAAAUGCAGCGUGUAAAAUGAUGGCUGGCAUUUAUUACAUAGGCUUUUACAGUAGCAUUUUCUUUAUAACCCUCAUGAGCAUAGACAGGUACAUAGCAAUCGUUCAUGCUGUCUAUGCGAUGAGAGUUCGAACAGCCACCUGUGGCAAAAUUAUAAGCCUACUCCUGUGGAUGACGGCUGGUUUGGCUGCCAUACCAAAUAUGGUGUUUAACCAAGAAGUGGAAAUUGAACAGUCUCUCGAGUGUGUCCCCAAAUAUCCUCCAGGCCAAGAGACCUGGCGAUAUUUCAUUCAGUUUGAAGUCAACAUCUUGGGCCUUUUGAUCCCACUCAGCAUCCUCAUUUACUGCUACUCCCACAUCCUAAAAAAUCUGCAGAGCUGCAAAAACCGGAACAAGAUCAAAGCCAUCAAGCUGAUUUUCAUCAUCGUGGUCAUCUUUUUCCUUUUCUGGGCUCCCUUCAACAUUGUGCUUUUUCUAGACUCUCUGCAGAACUUGCACAUCAUCAACGACUGCAAGAUGAGCCAAAGGCUUGUGCUGGCCCUGCAGCUGACUGAAUCAAUCUCCUUCAUCCACUGCUGCCUGAAUCCAGUGAUCUAUGCUUUUGCUGGCAAGAUGUUUAAAUCUCACCUUAAAAAAAAUAUUCCAAACCUGCAUCCGUCGCAUUUCUAGUAGCAAUUCAGCCAAUCAUUCUCACUCCUUCCCCACUCAAGUAUUAGGCUAUUCUUAUAGUGACAGAGUUCUGUAAGCUUUCCCACUCCCUGCCCAAGCAUACAUUCUAACUGUGUUCAUUUAAAUACAGCGAUUGCCCUAUAAAACGUACUAGCAUCGACUUAGCCCAGUGUGCUACCUCCACGGUUUAUUUUUUAGGGACAGAGGAAAGUUGGUCCUGGAUUUUGACUUCCACUCCUUCAAAAAUUGCAGCAAU
Messenger RNA from Mauremys mutica (yellowpond turtle), 1733 nucleotides. RefSeq names its product C-C chemokine receptor type 8-like. Gene Ontology annotation, molecular function: chemokine receptor activity. Gene Ontology annotation, cellular component: membrane. Lineage: Eukaryota; Metazoa; Chordata; Testudines; Geoemydidae. The transcript has 4 exons. Gene Ontology annotation, biological process: immune response; G protein-coupled receptor signaling pathway; chemotaxis. The record is from RefSeq and is a predicted model, not a curated record. The coding region runs from base 506 to 1477 and encodes 323 amino acids.